Diospyros lotus (date-plum) is the source of this 1299-nucleotide messenger RNA. RefSeq names its product peroxidase 43. The transcript has 4 exons. Gene Ontology annotation, biological process: response to oxidative stress; hydrogen peroxide catabolic process. Gene Ontology annotation, molecular function: peroxidase activity; heme binding. Bases 21 to 1073 code for a protein of 350 amino acids. NCBI's taxonomy places the organism in Eukaryota, Viridiplantae, Streptophyta, Magnoliopsida, Ericales, Ebenaceae. The record is from RefSeq and is a predicted model, not a curated record. Gene Ontology annotation, cellular component: plant-type cell wall; plasmodesma.
UUGGGAUUGCACAAUACACAAUGCUCAUCUUCUUCAGCGUCACCGUCCCCUUCUUCUCCGCUUCGAGAAACCCAAUUUACAGAGCAACGGCGCCACCUUUGAUUUUCUCUCUCGGCGCGCUGUGUUGUCUUCUCUUGGCCGGCUCGGAAGCGCAGCUCACAGUCGGCUUCUACUCGAGCACAUGCCCCAAAGCCGAGUCCAUCGUCGCCUCCGUCGUCAAACAGGCCGCCAGCAGCAACCCUAGAAUUCCCGCCAUCUUGCUCCGGCUCCAUUUUCACGACUGCUACGUCGAGGGGUGCGACGGAUCGAUUCUGAUCGAAAACGGCGACGAUGCGGAGAAGACAGCGUUUGGGCACCAAGGAGUGGAGGGAUUCGAGGAAAUCGACAGGGCCAAGGCAGAGCUCGAGGCGGGGUGCCCGGGAGUGGUUUCGUGCGCCGACAUUGUCGCCUUGGCCGCCAGAGACGCCGUCGCCUUGAGCAAAGGGGUGGUCUACGAGGUUCAGACCGGGCGGAGAGAUGGCCGGGUUUCCAGCAGGUCUCUCGCCGCCGACGUGCCGGAUGUCGAUGACUCGAUUCAGCUUCUCAAAUCCAAAUUCAGGAAGAAGGGUCUCUCGGACAAAGAUCUUGUGCUCCUCAGCGCUGCACAUACGAUUGGCACCACAGCUUGCUUCUUCAUGGACACUCGACUCUACAACUUCAACGGAAAACCGGAGCAGUCGGAUCCGGCCAUCAACCCCCCCUUCCUGCAGAAGCUCAAAGCUCAGUGCCCCAAAGGCGGAGACGUCAACGUCAGAAUUCCGCUCGACAUCGUCAGCAGCGAAGUCUUCGACGAUCAGAUUCUGCGCAAUGUGCGGGACGGUGUGGCAGUGAUCUCGUCGGACGCCCGGCUCUACGAUGACGAGGCCACGAGGCUGGUGGUUGAUUCCUACGUCGUCGCCGCCGGCUCCUCCUCCUCCUCCUCGGGAUCGCCAUUUGAGCGGGACUUCGCCGAAUCGAUGGUGAAGAUGGGCCAAUUGGGCGUCAAGACUGGAUCGCAGGGCGAGAUCAGGCGAAACUGCAGGGCUUUUAAUUGAUCAUUCUGAGCUCGCUGUGUGUGUGUGUGUGUGUGUUAAGAUUAAGAUCAUUGUGGACGUUAAAAAUAAAAGUAUAAAUGAAUACGUUGUUGCAUGAAGCUUCUCAGAGUUAUGAGUCUGAUUAAGUGUCUAAUUUGUAAAUUAAUUACAACGUGUAACUAAAUUUCUUGUCCUAAAAGAAUAAUGUAUGAUAGCAUGGUGAUCGUUGAAGUCGGACCCAUCUGGA